Molecule: messenger RNA, 3114 nt
Organism: Pseudovirgaria hyperparasitica
Lineage: Eukaryota; Fungi; Ascomycota; Dothideomycetes; Acrospermales; Acrospermaceae
Product: kinesin family protein-like protein
Exons: 4
Coding region: 1-2961 (986 amino acids)
Biological process (GO): microtubule-based movement
Molecular function (GO): microtubule motor activity; ATP binding; microtubule binding
Source: RefSeq, a predicted model, not a curated record
AUGGCCGCCUCCGACGGCGCGUCCUCGAUCAACGUCACUGUUCGAGUGCGACCUUUCACGAUCAGAGAAGCGGCGCAACUGGCGAAGGCUGAAGAUGGCCACCUAUUCCUUGGAGAUGGCUCGUUGGCGGGUGUCCCCUCGCGAACAGCAGGCAAAGGACUGCGACCAGUGAUUAAAGUGGUGGAUGAGAAAUGCCUCGUCUUCGACCCUCCAGAGGAUAACCCUGUACAUCGCUUCACCCGUUCAUUCGUACCUCAGGGAAAGCGUGUGAAAGAUCAAACAUUCGCAUUCGACCGUGUUUUCGACGAGAAUACAACGCAACAAGAUGUAUACGAAGCUACAACGAAGAACCUACUGGAUAGCGUACUCGAUGGAUACAAUGCCACUGUAUUUGCAUAUGGCGCGACUGGAUGCGGAAAGACACACACAAUCACUGGCAUCAAGACAGAUCCAGGAAUCAUUUUUCUCACCAUGCAAGAGCUUUUCGAGAAGGUUCAGGAAUUGCAAGAAGAGAAAUUUGUCGAAGUUUCUCUCUCCUACCUCGAGAUCUACAAUGAAACUAUUCGCGAUUUACUAGUACCCGGGGGCAGUAAGCAAGGACUUAUGUUGCGAGAAGACGCGCACCAGGCUGUCUCAGUCGCGGGAUUGUCUAGUCAUAGACCUCAAAACGUCGAAGAAGUCAUGGAAAUGAUUGUGCGUGGAAAUGAGUAUCGAACAAUGUCACCAACCGAAGCGAAUGCGACGUCUUCUCGUUCCCACGCCGUUCUACAAAUUAAUCUAUCAAGCAAAGACCGGAACGCUGAUGUCAACGAACCUCAUACUAUGGCGACCUUAAGCAUCAUUGAUCUUGCUGGGAGUGAGAGGGCGAGCGCAACGAAAAACCGCGGCGAACGGCUCAUAGAAGGUGCCAAUAUCAACAAAUCAUUGCUAGCACUGGGAGGCUGCAUCAAUGCUCUAUGCGACCCAAGGAAACGCAAUCACGUACCAUAUAGAAAUUCAAAGCUCACACGGCUGCUGAAGUUCUCCUUAGGCGGAAACUGCAAGACAGUCAUGAUUGUCUGCGUGAGCCCAUCGAGCGCUCACUUUGACGAGACACAAAACACCCUCCGAUACGCAAACAGAGCCAAGAACAUUCAAACGAAGGUAACAAAGAACGUAUUCAAUGUCAAUCGUCACGUCAAGGACUAUCUUAAAAAGAUCGACGAGCAACGACUUUUGAUCGAGGAACUGAGAGCUAAAGAAAAGGAUUUUGAGAGCAGCGCAUUUGUCAAAUUCAAGAAACUUAGCGAGAAGCGAGAGAUCAUUGCUAAAGAAGCCAUCUCACGCGUGCGCGCCGCAUACGAUUUCGCAUCUGCCGAACGGCAAGAACACGUGUCAAUGCGAAAGAAGCUCCGUCAAUUGGAGCGCCGUAUCUCUUUGAUUUCCUCAUGGAUUGCUGCUUUCGAUACGGUAUGCGACAAUCGAGAGGAUGAGGAACCCCCAGCUGGUCUCACGGCCAUGAGGAAAAAAGCUCUCGGCAUUCAGAUGGAACUUGAAGGUAGCAGGCAACAUUACCAUCAACUGCUGGCGAAAAACAACUGGGAGCGAGCAUUAGACACCGCACUGCAGACAGGGGUUCGGCAGCUACAGGAUGCGGACGGUACUGAAGAUGGAAGUGAUAUCUCGAAUUUGACUCGCGAGGUAGAGCUGCUAAAGUCAAAUGCCGAGCGCGAGGCUGCAACAGCUGUUCUUGAACAAGAAAGGGGUGGUGACGCUGCAGUGCUUCAAGUGCAGCUUCAGGCACAGUUCGAGACUAUUGCUAUCCUCUCACAAAUCAUGAUGAUGGAUCCGGAGGAUGCUAUACAGGCAGCGAAGGAAAACCUUGAGAAGCUUAUUUCGUCUUGCUCAAGCGCCACAUCGCAGGUCAUCAAACCGGAGGGCGGUCUGCCUGUCACCGACAUAUUCCCACCAAGACGACAAGGGACGCCGAAGAGAAAGAAGCCCGUAAAUUUGGUUGGACCUUCUCCUGUUCAUUUCAUUGCAAAGCCAUCUUUCACAGAAACUGUGCAGCCGAUAUCUUCUCCAAUGAAAGGAUCUCCUCGCCGGCGAAAGUUAAACUCAGGUAAGAAAGGGGUACAAUUUACGCCGAAGAAGAAGUCUCCCUCAAAGGUCAAGAGGGCUGUCAGAUGGCGAGAUGACAUGGAAGAUGGUAGUUUGGCAGACUUCCAGCUGACUCCGAAAGCAUACGGGUCUUCGUCUGCAACAUCCUCCAUCGAGAAACCAAUCCCGGCUCCUCCAGUUUUGCAGAUGGAAUCGGCCACCAGUGACAACGACUCUUCCCCGAUACCUGCACCACCAGAAACGUCUGUUGAAUUGAAACCACGCUCCAGUCGCUUUCAAACAGGUUUCCUGUCGAAGAAGUCUGAGACCUCCCCCCCGGUCACUGCUCCUGCUCUUACUGCAUUCUCAUCAGAUUCUGAGCACUCGCCACUCGGUGAGAUCCAACUGAAUAAGGUCCCUUUCCGCUCUCCACUACACGCCGUGGAGAAUGCAUCAACUGACGUUACACCGAACGAGAGCUCUGGCUCCUCUUCAGACGAAGAGCGGAGCUGGAUGGCGGACCCCAAUAAUACACAGAAGAUCCGGUCAGCAAUCAAGCGACAGUCCAUGACUGGUCCAGCUUUGAAACAGCGACGACGAAGCCCUCCGGGAGCCUCAUCCGGAAGUCCACCAAACGAAAAUGCACUUUUCACCGCUGGCCAAGCCCGGCGAAUGGUCAAAAGUGAACGAGAAUCCGUGUCUAACGUACUAAGUCCACGGCCUGGUGCUAUUGUCAAGGGUCCAAUCCGUCGAACCACCGUGGGAGAAGAUAAAUCCCGAGAGGGCUCCGCCCUGCGAACUGGUCCGAUGCGUCACAGCAGCAUUACUGCUUCCUCUACUCCCCGCGGGAGUCUAUCAAGUGUCAAAGGGGCAUGGCGCUAAGCUUUUUUCAUGACUGAUGCCUCUUUCCGGUGACGAAAUUUCUUGCUUCAAUUGUGCGGCUUUCUUGGCGUUUCGGCCAACUGCUACUUUAUAGUUGAUGGUGUUCUGAAUACGAGUUGGGUCUUGGGUGAUCAACUUAAGCAUUAGCAUCAC